Sebastes umbrosus (honeycomb rockfish) is the source of this 1800-nucleotide messenger RNA. RefSeq names its product isocitrate dehydrogenase [NAD] subunit gamma, mitochondrial-like. The transcript is spliced from 12 exons. Lineage: Eukaryota; Metazoa; Chordata; Actinopteri; Perciformes; Sebastidae. Gene Ontology annotation, molecular function: oxidoreductase activity, acting on the CH-OH group of donors, NAD or NADP as acceptor; NAD binding; magnesium ion binding. Gene Ontology annotation, biological process: isocitrate metabolic process; tricarboxylic acid cycle. Bases 342 to 1655 code for a protein of 437 amino acids. The record is from RefSeq and is a predicted model, not a curated record. Gene Ontology annotation, cellular component: mitochondrion.
ACAGGUAGAAUCAUACCUGAGUUAGUAUAUGAUGAAUGACUGGGUGGUGUAACAGGUAGAAUCAUACCUGAGUUAGUAUAUGAUGAAUGACUGGGUGGUGUAACAGGUAGAAUCAUACCUGAGCUAGUAUAUGAUGACUGACUGGGUGGUGUAACAGGUAGAAUCAUACCUGAGCUAGUAUAUGAUGACUGACUGGGUGGUGUAACAGGUAGAAUCAUACCUGAGCUAGUAUAUGAUGACUGACUGGGUGGUGUAACAGGUAGAAUCAUACCUGAGCUAGUAUAUGAUGACUGACUGGGUGGUGUAACAGGUAGAAUCAUACCUGAGUUAGUAUAUGAUGAAUGACUGGGUGGUGUAACAGAGGGAUUACCGGUGACGCGCUGCUCGUCCCCGCCUCCCCGGUGUUGUCCCCGGUAGAGAGAGAGAACAUGUCGGUCCGGUCGGUGCUCUCCGUCUCCGGAGUCCUGAAGCCUGUAUUCAGCCAGCGGUUAACCAACCGGACAACCAGCCGGUUAACUAGCCGGUUAACCCAGGUAGGAGUUCACCAGCAGGUUUAUGGAGCAGCUCCAUGUAAUCAGAGACACAAGUCCACCUACACCACCAUCCCUCCACCGGCGCGGUACGGCGGCAGACACACCGUCACUCUGAUCCCUGGAGACGGCAUCGGACCGGAGCUGGCCCGCCACGUGUGUGAGCUGUUCCGGUUCUGCUGUGUACCGGUGGACUUUGAGGUUGUCAACGUGGACUCAUCUAUGACCUCAGAGGACGACAUCGAUAAUGCCAUCAUGGCUAUCAGACGCAACGGAGUCGCACUAAAAGGUAACAUUGAGACCAACCACAACCUGCCGCCAUCCUACAGGUCCAGAAACAACCUGCUCCGCACCGGUCUGGAUCUGUACGCCAACGUGAUGCACUGCCAGUCUCUGCCAGGAGUGAGGACACGGCACAGAAACAUGGACAUCAUGAUCAUCAGGGAGAACACAGAGGGAGAGUACAGCAGCCUGGAGCACGAGAGCGUACCGGGUGUUGUUGAAUGUCUGAAGAUCAUCACCAGGACCAAAUCUUUACGCAUCGCUGACUACGCGUUCAGAACAGCUCGGGCCAAAGGACGCCGCCUGGUCACUGCUGUCCACAAAGCGAACAUCAUGAAGUUGGGUGACGGCCUUUUCCUGGAGUGCUGUAAGGAGGUUGCCAGCGGUUACCCCGAGAUCACCUUCGACAGCAUGAUCGUGGACAACACUACCAUGCAGCUGGUUUCUAGGCCCCAGCAGUUCGAUGUGAUGGUCAUGCCCAACCUGUACGGCAACGUCGUGAGCAAUGUGUGUGCCGGGCUGGUUGGUGGACCGGGCCUGGUACCUGGAGCCAACUAUGGAGAGGACUACGCUGUGUUUGAGACGGGCACCAGGAACACUGGGAAGAGCAUCGCUAACCAGAACACCGCCAACCCCACGGCCAUGCUGCUGGCCUCCUGCCUGCUGCUGGACCACCUGAAGCUGCAUGCCUACGCCAGCAUGAUCCGCAGAGCGGUCCUGUCCACAGUCACCGAGACCCGGCUGCACACUGCUGACCUGGGAGGCCACGGCUCCACCUCUGAAGUGGUCCAGUCCAUCAUGAACGCCGUUCAGAGCACCGGGCCUCGGACUCUGAGCAUCUAGAACAAACACACAGAAAUAUACAAGAGAGAGAGUAUAUACUGUAUAUAUAUACUGUAUAGUACAUAAGUAGGCCUCUCUUCUGUAGGUCUUCUUUGCAGUUUUAUAAUAACAGUAAAGAGUUGUUUGAUAGUGACAUGAAACUGUA